AAAAAAUGGAUGCUAUUAUAAGUUCAAUUAUUACUCCUGUUGUUGAAUCAUUGAUGGUCCCUCUUAAGAAGCAUUUGGGUUUUCUGGUAUCCUCCAGAAGAUAUGUUAGAGAUAUGAAGGAGAAAAUGGAACAAUUGAAUCUCACAGAGCAAGAUAUUCGGCAUACUUGGGAAGAAGAAGUUGCAAGAAAUCAUGAGGUAUCUCACCAUGUGUUGCCAUGGUUGGAAAAAGUCAAAGAGGUUAACGAAAAGGCGCAAAGUAUUCCAACUGGCGGAAUCGGAUGCUUCAACAUUGCAAAAAGAUACAAAGCAGGAAAACAAUCGUAUAAUAUUCUCAAGGGGAUACAAGCUCUUGAAACACAGAAAUCUGAGAUCGUGUUUACUAACGUACAAAUACCUCUUGCUGUGGUUGUAUCUACUUCUAUAGCACCUCCCACCUCUACCAGUACUGAUGGUACCCAACACAACUUCAAGUCAAGAGAUUUGAUAUACAAGGCAGCUUUGAAAUCCCUUCGAUCAAACGAUGAGUCCCAAAAGAUGAUUGCUCUAUGUGGGAUGGGUGGUGUCGGCAAGACCACAAUGAUGGAACAACUAAAGAAGGCCGUGGAAGCUUCAAAUUCUUUUGAUAGGGUUGUGAAGGUGGUUCUUGGGGAAAACACCGACGUAAUUGCUCUUCAACGAGCUAUUGCAAAGUACAUUGAUUCUGAGGAUUUAAAAGAAGAAGUUAUAGAUGCAAGGGCUGAUCGUCUUCAAAAAAUAUUUGAAGAGAUGUCAAAACAAGGAAAGAAAACUUUGGUAAUAAUGGACGAUAUUUGGAGCGAGGUCGAUCUUAAAGAUGUUGGACUAAGUCCAUUGCCAAAUGGGUUUAAGUUGUUGUUCACAUCACGAUCUGAAAAUGUUUGCGCUCGGAUGGGUGUUAAAACUGACUCAGUUUUUAAAAUACGCGUCUUAGAUGAAGCAGAAGCAAAAACUUUAUUUUUUGGAAUUGUGGGACCAUCUAUUAUAGAUGGUGAUGAACCAGAGAUCCAUAAGAUAGGAGAAGAUAUUGUGAAUAAAUGUGGGGGUUUGCCUAUUGCCUUAAAAACCAUUGCCAAAAGUCUUAUCGGUAACAUAAAGGAGGCAUGGCAAGAAACACUUUCAAAUUUACAACAUGAAGACCUUCAAGACCUUAAUGACAUCGUCCAUAAAGUUUUUGAAAUGAGCUACAACAAUCUUCAAAAGGAGGAUGACAAAUCAAUUUUUCUUCUUAGUGGCUUAUUUCCUGAAGACUUCGAUAUUCCUAUCGAGGACUUGAUGAGAUAUGGAUGGGGAUUGAAGUUGUUUACUAAGGUGGAUACUUUAGCAAAAGCAAGAAGACGAACAAUCAUAUGUGUUAACAACCUCAUACAAGCAAACUUGUUGACAGAAAGUGAUCGCAUGGGAUGUGUAAAGAUGCAUGAUCUCGUGCGUGUUUUUGCUUUAAGUAAUUUUUCAAAAGUCAAACAAGCUUCAAUAGUCUACCAUGAUAAUAUGUCUGGACAUCAGCUUAUAAACAACGAUGCAAAAGAGUCUUAUGAAAGAAUUUUAUUAAAGUGCACAGGUAUGACUAAAUUUCCUGUAGACUUUAAUUACCCAAAUCUCUCACUCUUGAUUGUUAUGGAUGGGGAUGACCUCCUCAAGUCUCCUCAAGGUAUUUAUGAAAAUUCAGAAAAACUUGAGGUUGCCUCUUAUGAGAAUAUGGGUAUUCCAUUACUUCCGGUAAUGUUUGAACACUCCACCAAACUUCGAACACUAUGCCUUCGUUCAUGCCCAUUGAUUGAUGAUAUAUCUUUCCUUGGAAGUCUUAGCAACUUGGAAGCAUUGAGCCUUGUUGAUUGUGGAAUAAGAAGGUUGCCAUCGAUGAUAGGAAUGUUGAAAAAACUGAAGUUACUAGAUUUGACUGGAUGUGUUGACCUACGCAUUGACGAUGGUGUCUUUCAAAACUUGGGCAGCCUUGAAGAACUUUAUAUGAGAGCUUAUAGAGGUAGUUGUAUUGAUUUCACAGAUGCCAACUGUGCCGAAUUGGAGAUACUUUCACAGAGGCUAUUUGCAUUAGAGUUGGAGUUGUUUAAGAACGAUAUCCAACCGAAAAACUUGUCUUUUGAAAAACUUGAAAGGUUUAGAAUAUCUAUCGGUUGUCAAUUGUAUACAUGGAAGGAUGAUGAGAGAAAUUCAUUCAGAAAUACGAUUAAAUUAGUUGGUGAGUGCAAUGAGCUGCUAGAAUGCAAAAUCGGUGAUCUAUUUGAGAAAACAGAGGAGCUUCAUUUACAAGUGAAUCAUGUUGAAAAUGUGUCGAUGCAUCACUCAUUUUCCAAUUUAAAGGUCCUUCAUGUUUCUGAUUGUAAAGAUUUGACAUACCUCUUCACAGUUGGCAUGGCAAGUGGUUUGAAGAAACUGGAGCGACUCAAAAUCUCCUAUUGCCCUGUUUUGAGAACACUGGUUGGUGAGGAUUGUGCAGUUGGGGUGAUUAGAUUCCCAAAGUUGAAUUAUUUGUAUUUACAUGAUCUACCAAGCAUGGUAAGCUUGUGUGGAACUGUGAUUGAGUUACCAGAAAUGGUAGAGUUGGAUCUUUCGUUCCUUCCCAGCUUCACAAGCAUUUAUCCUGACAACAGUAAUCCAUGUGCGAUAGAAUCCUUAUUGAACAAAAAGGUUGUGAUACCUAAGUUGGAGAAAUUAGAUAUUUUUUAUAUGGAGAACUUGAAGCAGAUAUGGCCAUCUCAAAUGUCUACUGCUGAGAAAAAUAAUGUAAACAUGUUGAGAAUGAUCAACGUGGACAUGUGUGAUAGACUUAUCAAUAUUUUUCCAAACAACCCAUUGCCAAUGCUGAAUAAUUUAGAAGAGCUUGAAGUUAAAGAGUGUGGUUCCAUUGAAGUAUUAUUCGACAUCGACUUUGAAAAUGUUAGUGAAAUGGAGGGAUACAUUAGCAGUUUAAGAAGCAUUGAAGUUCGUGAUUCAGACAAUCUAAAAGAGUUGUGGAGGAUGAAUGGUGUAAAUAACUCUAAUAUCCUCAUCAAUGGCUUUCAAGCUGUACAAACCAUUUAUAUAUUCAGAUGCGAGAGUUUUAAAACUGUAUUCACACCUGUCACAGCCAAUUUUGAUCUCAGCGCACUUACUUCCUACAAGGCUCAUGAGAUUAAUGUCAUAGCAGAAGUGGAUGAUUACAUUCCAGAUGUCACAUACCCAUCUUAUCUUCCGCACACCUGUCCUCACCUUCAACAUCUUGAAUUAUUGAGUGAUAAAAGAGUGGGUGAGAUGGUGUUUGAUAUGGAUAGUCCAACAAGUAGUAGGCAAUUAGCAACAACUCAACCGCCACUACUACUUCCCUACCUUCAAACUAUACAUCUAUUUGGGUUGGAAGAGAUGAGUCAUGUGUGGAGGUGCAAUUGGAAUAGAUUCUUAAUUCGUCAUCAUCCACCUUUGCGAUUUCCUUUCCAAAACCUCACAGGCAUUUACUUGAAUUCUUGUCACAAUAUAAAGUACUUGUUGUCUCCUCUUAUGGCAAAAUAUUUAUCCAACUUAAAGAGUGUGGACAUUGAUGAUUGUGGUGGUAUGGAAGAGGUUAUUUCGAGAGAAGAUGACGAAAACAUUACAUCUGCAUCUUCUUACCAAGACACCGCAUUCUUUCCUCAUUUGGACACUCUGAAGCUUCAAAUGCUCCGAUGUCUAAAGAGUGUUGAUGAUGGUGGCAGGAGGUGCGGGAGUGAUAAACUUUCCUCCAAUAUGAUUCAUGAUGAGUUCCAGAGUGGUCAAGUAAACGUUGCUUGUUGGUCAUUGUGCCAAUACCCCACAAAGAUAUCCAUAAAGGAGUGUGAUGCAUUGUCAAGUCUAAUUCCAUGGUAUGCAGUCGGACAAAUGAAAAGGCUUCAAGAGCUGGAAAUUAGGAAUUGCAGUAGGAUGACAGAGGUAUUUGAAAGUGAAUCUAGUGUUGAUGAAGGAGGUGCACGUGUUGUUGGUGGUCCACCAAUAAAAAACCUUACUAUCGUAGGUCUCCCUCAGCUCUCCAACUUAAAAAGAGUGAAAAUCACAGGAUGUGACCUUCUAUCAUAUAUAUUCACAUUCUCCACCCUUGAAAGCCUCAAGCAACUCAAAGAAUUAAAAGUAAUAGGAUGCAAGGCAAUACAAGUGAUUAUGAAAGAAGAAAAAGAAGCAUCAUCCAAAGGUGUGGUAUUCCCUCAUCUAGAGACACUUAUACUUGACAAACUACCAAAGCUCAAGGGUUUCUUCUUGGGGAUGAAUGACUUUCGAUGGCCCUCAUUAGAUCAUGUAUUGAUCGAUGAUUGCCCUCAAUUGAUGAUGUUUACAUCUGGUCAGUCAACAACUCCAAAGCUCAAGUACAUAGAAACAAGCUUAGGCAAAUAUAGUCCUGAAUGUGGCCUUAACUUUCAUGAAACUUUGGAUCAGACCACAUUCCCAGCUUCUUCAGAGCCUACUAUUCCAAAAGGAGUCCCUUGCUCUUUUCAUAAUCUGAUAGAAAUUAAUAUAGAGUAUAGAUAUGUUGGAAAGACUGUUUUACCAUCUAAUGCGCUGCUACAAUUGGAAAAGCUUCAACAGAUUACUAUGAAUACAUGUCAUGGGCUAGAAGAGGUAUUUGAAGUAGGAUCAUCGGAAGGAACAAAUAAAUCACAAACUCUUGUCCAAAUUCCAAACCUAACACAAGUCAAGUUAGCCAAUGUAGGAGAUCUCAAGUAUCUAUGGAAGAGCAAUCAGUGGAUGGUACUGGAAUUUCCAAACCUGACAACUCUCUCUAUUACAUAUUGCCAUAAACUGGAACAUGUUUUUACAUGUUCCAUGGUUAACAGCCUAGUGCAACUCCAAGACCUACAUAUAAGUGACUGCAACAAUAUAGAGGUAGUUGUGAAGGAGGAAGAAGAAAAAUGUGAUGCCAAAGUAAAUGAGAUUAUCUUACCUCUUCUAAAGUCCUUAAAACUAGGCGAACUUCCAAGUUUCAAGGGAUUUUGCUUGGGGAAGGAGGCUUUCUCAUUGCCAAAGUUGGAAACUUUACAAAUAAAAGAAUGCCGAGCAAUUACAGUUUUCACCAAGGGACAUGUGUCUACCCCUGAGCUCGAAGUAAUAGAUACAAGUUUUGGGUUUUGUUAUGUAAAGACAGAUAUCAACUCCCUUUUAAAGACCAAACAAGAGGAGGGGUGGGAAUUCUAGAACAUGAAGUUCAUAUGUUUUAUCUGCAAGGUUUUAUAAGGUUGGAAUCCGUUGAAAAGUAUAAAGACAUGGAACUGUUGCACUUUGACUUUUGACGGUCAAACAAGGUAAUUUUCAAGCAAAAAAUCAUCCCAUUUUUUUAAAACCUUUAGGACCAACAACUUACUGAGUCAUAUCUAUCUUAUGAGUUAUGACUAUCUGGAUCAGCCUCAGAUUUGCAAUAUCCAUAAUGAUGACCAAUGAACAUGAGGAUUACAAAUGCAGUAGCACACAUGUUUGACUAAAAAAGUAAAAGGGUCCCAAGGUGCAGUUCAAGAUACACUUAUGAAGGUUCACCAACAUCAAGCCCUGAAGUCAAGCAUUUAGAUGUAUUUAUGACAAAUCAAGAAAUAUUACCGAGUGUUGCUGCUUCUAGGUUUUCACGCACAUUGACACUCCUUGCAGAUACAAAUUGACCCAUUUAUGAAUAAUUUCAAAGAUAAUGUUUGAUCUAGGAAAGAAAAUGGUAAAUGAACUGAUAAGUGUAGUCAUAUAUAACAUACCAUUUCGUUUGGUCAUGACAUACAAUGAUGAUGUUUCUACGGAAACAUGGAAGGCUUUCAAAUCAAUUAGUGAAAUUUUAUGGGUUCCCCUUU
This is a messenger RNA of Helianthus annuus (common sunflower), 5809 nucleotides long. RefSeq lists its product as uncharacterized. Gene Ontology annotation, molecular function: ATP hydrolysis activity; ADP binding. The transcript is spliced from 7 exons. The record is from RefSeq and is a predicted model, not a curated record. Bases 6 to 5174 code for a protein of 1722 amino acids. NCBI's taxonomy places the organism in Eukaryota, Viridiplantae, Streptophyta, Magnoliopsida, Asterales, Asteraceae.